CACUGUCGCUUCAGCCAGGCUUCGGAGAGGACGUACGCGCCUGGUGCCCCGGGGAGGGGCGCCACCAGGGGAGGAGGAGGAGGAGGUGGAGAGGAAGAGACGCCCUCUUUGCCCGAGCCCUCUCGAGGCUCUGACCCUAAGGGCUAGGAGACUGACAAGUUCCUCCACCUCGUCUGUCCGAAGAGGCCGCGACCCUGGAGGGAUCUGAGCACCAGGGGCGCCCCAGUGGCCUAGAGCUACAGUCUCAGGGACCACUGCAAGGUUUCCAGUUGCCUAGAUAACGAGCCGAGGUCAGAGCAACAACUCUUCUAGCCACCUGCCUGGACUGCUGGCUCAGGCACCAGUCCCAGCCCCGUGCGUCCAGCCCAGGUGACAUGCCGGUGCUCUCCACCCCCCGGGCCUCGCGGGUGACCACGCUGAAGCGCACAGCUGUGGUCCUGGCCCUCACAGCCUAUGGAGCCCACAAAAUCUACCCCCUGGUGCGGCAGUGCCUGGCUCCGGCCAGGGCCCCUCAGGUGCCUGCACGGGAGUCCACACAGGAGGCCUCUGGGGCCACAGUGGCCGCAGCAACCAAGGCCGGUGUGAACCGGGUGUUCUUGCAGCGACUCUUGUGGCUCCUGAGGCUGCUCUUCCCCAGGAUCUUGUGCCGGGAGACGGGGCUGCUGGCGCUGCAUUCGGCCGCCCUGGUGAGCCGGACUUUCCUGUCAGUAUAUGUGGCCCGCCUGGAUGGACGGCUGGCCCGCUGCAUCGUACGAAAGGACCCUCGGGCCUUUGGCUGGCAGCUCCUGCAAUGGAUCCUCAUUGCCCUCCCAGCCACCUUCAUCAACAGCGCCAUCCGCUACCUUGAGGGCCAGCUGGCGCUGUCUUUCCGCAGCCGUCUAGUGGCCCAUGCCUACAGCCUCUACUUCUCCCAGCAGACCUACUAUAGAGUCAGCAACAUGGACGGGCGGCUCCGCAACCCUGACCAGUCCCUGACGGAAGAUGUGGUGGCCUUUGCUGCCUCUGUGGCCCACCUCUACUCCAACCUGACCAAGCCGCUCCUGGAUGUGGCCGUGACCGCCUACACCCUUCUUCAAACGGCCCGUUCCCGUGGGGCUGGCACGGCCUGGCCCUCAGCCAUUGCUGGUCUCGUGGUGUUCCUCACAGCUAACGUGCUGCGAGCCUUCUCACCCAAGUUUGGGGAGCUGGUGGCAGAGGAGGCACGGCGGAAGGGGGAGCUGCGCUACAUGCACUCUCGAGUGGUGGCCAAUUCAGAGGAGAUCGCCUUCUAUGGGGGUCACGAGGUGGAGCUGGCCCUGCUGCAGCGUUCCUACAAGGCCCUGGCUUCCCAAAUCAACCUCAUCCUGCUGGAGCGCCUGUGGUAUGUCAUGCUGGAGCAGUUUCUCAUGAAGUACGUGUGGAGUGCCUCUGGCCUACUCAUGGUGGCUGUCCCCAUAAUCACCGCCACCGGCUACUCAGAGACAGAUUCAGAGGCCGUGAAGAAGGCAGCCUUGGAGAUGAAGGAGGAGGAGUUGGUGAGUGAGCGCACGGAAGCCUUCACCAUCGCCCGAAACCUCCUCACAGCAGCUGCGGACGCCAUUGAGCGGAUCAUAUCAUCCUACAAGGAGGUGACAGAGCUGGCCGGCUACACAGCCCGGGUCCAUGAGAUGUUCCAGGUGUUUGAAGAUGUCCAGCACAGCCGUUUCAAGAGGCCCGGGGAGCCGGAGGACGCUCAGGCAGGGUCCGGGGCUGUGGUCAGGCCUGGUGUCCGUGUGGAGGGGCCACUGCAGAUCCGAGGCCGAGUGAUAGACGUGGAGCAGGGGAUUGUUUGUGACAAUAUCCCCAUCAUCACACCCACGGGAGAGGUGGUGGUGGCCAGCCUCAACAUCAGGGUGGAAGAGGGCAUGCACCUGCUCAUCACAGGUCCCAACGGCUGCGGCAAGAGUUCUCUGUUCCGGAUCCUUGGCGGGCUCUGGCCCACAUAUGGUGGCGUGCUCUAUAAGCCCCCACCCCAGCGCAUGUUCUACAUUCCUCAGAGGCCCUACAUGUCCGUCGGCUCCUUGCGCGACCAGGUCAUCUACCCGGACUCCGUGGAGGACAUGCAAAGGAAGGGCUACUCAGAGGAGCACCUGGAAGCCAUUCUGGACAUCGUGCACCUGAACCAUAUCCUGCAGCGGGAAGGAGGUUGGGAGGCCGUAUGUGACUGGAAGGACGUUCUGUCGGGGGGCGAGAAGCAGAGGAUCGGCAUGGCCCGCAUGUUCUAUCACAAGCCCAAGUACGCCCUCCUGGAUGAAUGCACCAGCGCCGUGAGCAUCGAUGUGGAAGGCAAAAUCUUCCAGGCGGCGAAGGACGCAGGCAUCGCUCUGCUUUCCAUCACCCACCGGCCCUCCCUGUGGAAGUACCACACGCACUUGCUGCAGUUCGAUGGGGAGGGCGGCUGGAAGUUCGAGAAGCUGGACUCGGCCACCCGCCUGAGCCUGACUGAGGAGAAGCAGCGGCUUGAGCAGCAGCUGGCAGGCAUUCCCAAGGUGCAGCGGCGUCUCCAGGAGCUCUGCCAGAUCCUGGGCCAAGGCCCCAGGGUCCUCCAGGGUGCUGCCACCUGACAGAGGGCCGCGGCGCUGGGCCCUCAGCCUGCCCCUCCCCAAGCCCUCGGAUCAUAUGAAGGAAACAGCAGCACCUGCCCACCCACUCGCACCCAGCCCCACCACAGGCCCACCCUGCUGCAUGCCUUUCCCUCCUCCCAGGCCUCCUGGCCACUGGCCUGCCCUGCCUAGAAGACUGCCAGUAAAACCAUUGUGCCCGACCCCCGUGCCCCUGCCCUCAGGCAAGUAGACAUGGAAAGUCCUACCCUGCUGCCCGCACCAACCCUGCCCCACCAUAACUGUGACCUCCUGGGCAGGGUAACUGAGUCCUUUCUUUUCUUUGGGGAGGGGGAGAGGGGUAGGAGGUGAGUCCCAGCUCACACUGCCAGCCAGUCUGUGCCGAGCUUCUGCAUUUGUGGGGCACUGCCCUCCUGAGACCGAAGUCCCCCUUAUUUCUUCCUUUUCAGGCCCUCGGAGACCUUAUGGUCCAUCCCUCUAUUGCCACCACCCAAGUGGCCACCAAGGCUCCUAUUCCACGGGAUGCCCUUCCUGCCAUAGAAACGGCCAAAAGGGACCCAUGGCCAGACAGGGUCCCUUGUCUGUGCCCCUUCUCCCUGCCAGUCGUGCCGAAGAGCCCUCGGGAGAAAGAAUUGCACAGCAUUUCUUAGCAAGCGAUAAUAAGAAUGUAGCCCCUACCCUUGUCGGUCCCUACACGCUAAUUUAUUGGAUUCCUGUGUGUAGCCUUCUUGGUUGCCAAUGUGAGCACCGUGCUAACAGGGGAGGCAGCCCAGGCUGUGGUCCUUCCACAGGUGGCCCAGCCUCUGAGCCAGCCCCAGCCAGCCUGUGGCUCCACCAGCCUACACUGCCAGCUGCCACCAGGGGGGCCCAGGCCAGCCAGAGGGGGAGAUGGAUACUGGUGCCGCCGGGAGUACGGGCACCAGUGUUCCCAGCUCAGUGCCAAAGAGGGGUCAGCUGGGGAAACUGUCUCUGCAAAGCCAGCCCCUGCCCUAGAGGGAGACCCUGCUGCUGCCGCUGUGUGCCUUUUGGAGGGGGUCCCUCAGCCGUCGGGCCGGGGAGCCUCCCUCAGUCCCUCAGUAAAAACCUUCUGUGGAAAGUGCA
This is a messenger RNA of Rhinolophus ferrumequinum (greater horseshoe bat), 3680 nucleotides long. It is a transcript of the gene ABCD1, whose product is annotated as ATP binding cassette subfamily D member 1. The transcript is spliced from 10 exons. Gene Ontology annotation, biological process: fatty acid beta-oxidation; peroxisome organization; long-chain fatty acid import into peroxisome. Gene Ontology annotation, molecular function: long-chain fatty acid transmembrane transporter activity; ATP binding; ABC-type transporter activity. Gene Ontology annotation, cellular component: peroxisome; peroxisomal membrane. NCBI's taxonomy places the organism in Eukaryota, Metazoa, Chordata, Mammalia, Chiroptera, Rhinolophidae. The coding region runs from base 375 to 2582 and encodes 735 amino acids. The record is from RefSeq and is a predicted model, not a curated record.